Molecule: messenger RNA, 4905 nt
Organism: Ostrea edulis (European flat oyster)
Lineage: Eukaryota; Metazoa; Mollusca; Bivalvia; Ostreida; Ostreidae
Product: DDB1- and CUL4-associated factor 11-like
Exons: 18
Coding region: 181-1815 (544 amino acids)
Biological process (GO): proteasome-mediated ubiquitin-dependent protein catabolic process
Cellular component (GO): Cul4-RING E3 ubiquitin ligase complex
Molecular function (GO): protein binding
Source: RefSeq, a predicted model, not a curated record
CAUGUUUGCCAUUGUAUCGUAGUCUGAAUGUAGACGUAGUCUGAAUGUAGACGGCUUUUGUAACCCAUGUAAAGCUAUACUGCGUGUAUGGUUGAAUGGUUAGUGUGUUCAGGUUCAAUUUUGGACGUUACUUCACAUUGAUUACUUUUAGUUUUUCCUUUGGAUAUUAGAUAUGAUUUUAUGGGGGCCCAUAAUUCUACAAGCCAACCUAGGAUGAGUGUCUCUGAAUCGGAUACUAGACAAACAACUAGUGAUAACGAGGAGUCCCCGGAUCUACAAGCAAUUCUAGCUUUUCUCAUUCGAAGUGGUCAAGUUAGAAUCCUCACGAAUGAUGAGGACGAUGUAGACAGUAAAGAAAGCGAUUCGGAUGGUUGCGAGUUUUACGGCCCAGCUCGGCCUCCGCAAGAGGAUCCACACCCAAAUACAGCAGAGCUUGAUAAGAAUGAUAUAAAACAGGAGAUAAUGAGGUCAUCAGGACGGGCUUUAAAAAGAACCACGAAGCCGACCGUGUUACAUAUGUUGCAGAAUCGGGAGCUGGGCAGAAACAAGAAGCAACAUUUCACACUGGAAGAUCAGAGGCUCAUUAAUUGUCAGUAUUUGCCAAAUCGAAUGACUACGGUGGCCAAUUACAGACACAAAGCUUUCUGUGGUACUUACUCGAAAGACGGCAGUAUUUUCUUAUCUGCAUCUCAAGAUCAAAAUAUCAGGAUAUAUGACACCAAGGAUGAUAUGUUUAAACUUAUGAAAACGAUAAGAGCCAGAGAUGUAGGCUGGAGUAUCUUAGAUACAGCAUUCAGUCCUGAUGGGAAUUACCUGAUAUACUCAAGUUGGUCUGAUGCAAUUCACCUAUGCAACAUCCAUGGGGAUUAUGACACUCACAUCCCGCUCCCGCUGAUGCCAGGCGACCACAGUUUUGCCAUUUUCUCCUUGACGUUUUCAUCAGAUAACACUGAAAUAUUAGGAGGAGCUAACGACAGAUGCCUCUAUGUGUAUGAUAGAGAAAGUAAUAGGCGGACAUUGAAGAUAUAUGCACAUGAUGAUGACGUGAAUGCAGUAGCAUUUGCUGACAACUCUUCACACAUUUUGUUCAGUGGUGGGGAUGAUGGACUUUGCAAGGUAUGGGAUCGUCGUACACUUAGAGAAGGCUGUCCAGAACCAGUGGGUACCUUCGGUGGUCACUUGGAUGGCAUUACAUAUAUUGAUUCUAAGGGAGAUGCCAGGUACCUUUUGUCAAACUCCAAAGACCAGACAAUCAAACUUUGGGAUGUGAGAAAAUUUUCACCAUCAGAGGCAGUGGAGAGCACAAAGAAAGCAGUGGCUAGACAGGGCUGGGACUACAGAUGGCAACAGGUUCCUCGAGCAGUGUCACGGAAGAGACGGCUUCAUGGUGAUUCGUCUGUGAUGACGUACAGAGGACAUUCGGUUCUGCAUACCCUGAUCAGGUGUCACUUCUCACCUGAGUACACCACCGGUCAGAGGUACAUAGUCACUGGCUGUGCCACAGGAGCGCUCGUCAUAUAUGAUCUGCUUACUGGAAAAGUGGUUUCCAAACUGAAGGGCCAUACUUCUUGUACAAGAGACAUUUCCUGGCAUCCGUACGAGAAUACGAUAAUGACGUCCUCUUGGGAUGGUAAAGUGAAUAAGUGGGAAUACAUGCAUGAGGAAUCGUCAGAUAAUGAAUCUGAGAACGAGGAUACAGAUUCGGACAGCUCGGACGGUACUUCCAGAAGGCGAAAAAGUCAACGACUGGCAAAACGGGAACGGGUAUUAAAACAAGAAAUGGUGUGCAGAAAUCGACAUGGUCUGUACGAGUGAUCAGAAAUCGACAUGGUCUGUACGAGUGAUGAGAAAUCGACAUGGUCUGUACGAUAUCGCUCAUUACUACCCUUUGCAGUUGUAGUAUCUAUUGAACUUUGCUCAAGCAGGAGAGUUUUGGAAAACAUUCUUGACAAUUGUUCAUCCUGUUUGUAAUCAUCUUGUGAUUGAUUUUGGAUACAUUCUGUAUUUACGCAGUGACCACGUCUUAAUCAAUGUGAUCUGCCCAAUGUUACUGUGAACUCUUUAUUGUUACGCUUGAUGGAGUAUGACAGCGAUUAAAAGAGUACAUCUCUUACCUAUACAUUUUAACUUUGUGUACUUUCAUCAAACUAUUCCUCAUCACAGGGAUGUAACGCUGACUUGUUACACCUGUGUAUACAUGUACGUAUAGUGCAGGUGUAAGUAAAGCUUGUGACAUUUGUAUUUAAUUUACUUGUCAGUUUUGUUUUUCCAAGCAUUCAUUACCUCCUGUAGAUAAUUUAGGUAUUUUUAAUGACUUGUGAUCUACUUUAUAUGUUCUGAAAAAAUCUCCAGUAUUCAGCAGAGGGACAAUGAAAAGAUAAAUUGAGAAGGGAAAUAACUCCAUCUCAUUAAUUGAAGCUCUGCUUCAAAUUGCAUAGAAGGAUAUAUUUUGUGUAUAUAAAUAUAUAACAUUAGAAAUCCUUUUUAAAAUCAUCAUGGUCUGUAUGCUAGUAUUGUAUGCAGGAUAAUUUUAGCCCCCCGUUUUAUUUUCAUUUAAUUUGCCCAUGGCUAUUCUAAAUGGACACAUAUACAUGAAAUAUAUCGUGGAGACAAGUGAGGACCUUUAACAUUUUGCAAAAUGAUUUUAGACAUGUUAAAAGCCACCUGUUCAUUUAACGCAUGAAAUAUAAGGCAGUCGGUGUAAACGGUGCAUUGUGACGUCAUUAUAGCUGCAAUGUUUUUUUUCCCUUUCAAAUCGAACAAUUAUCCACAACAAAACGUACAGUGGUAUGAGAAAGCUUGUCUGGAAUUUGAAAGCAUUUGUGGUACUUUCCAAGCAAUUUAUUUAUUUUAUUUAUGGGGUUGUAGAAGAUAUACCGCAGUGAGGGUAACAUUUUUCCAAAGGUAUUAUGGGUAAUCACCAUUUUUCAGCUGAUGGAAAGUAAAUCACGUCACUCAAAUGUGUUAUCAUUGGAGCAAGCUUGUUAAAGCGACAAAUUCUGCCAUUGCUUUAAAGCAGCAAAAAAUGGCCGUGGGCAAGUUUAAAACUGCAUAAAAUAAUCUUCCAGUGGAUAUGGACGAAAACACAGGUGGAAAAUUUUCAUUUUAUUAAGACAUCCUUCUGCUUUUAGUUUUAUUGUGAUGGUGAACUGCUAGAUGUUUUUCUGAAAUACAGACAGAGUAUACCAACAAUUAUCAUCACUUUUCCUUUAAACUUUUUGUAUAUUCACUGGAAUCUAUUUUUCAUAACUCUCCAGAGCAAAUGAUAUCUAAUGCACCCGCCAAGGAAAACAUGGUCCUUAACGCACACCUAUAUUUACUCAAGUACAAGAUAGAUAUAAGUCUUAGACUCUGUCCCCAAACACAAAUGUUUGUGGCAUUUUGUAGUCUGUCAAGCAGUGCCUUUGCACAAGAUAGUAUUGUUGAUUUUGUGAUGCAUGUUCUACUAAUGGUGAUUUUGGUCGAUAUUAAAUAUCCAGCAAGUCAGUUAACAAUGCACAUGUAUAUAUGUGUAUAUAUGUAUCGCAGAACUAACAAUGGCCAGUAUGAGUGCUGAUAGCAGGGGUAUCUUUGUCAUCUUUUGAUGUUUUUGUGUAUGUAAUGAUGAAGAUCUUUCAAGAUACGGUUGCCUAUUUAAUGGUUAUUUUGUUUGCAGACUCAUUCGUCUCUUUCAGAAGUUCUUUGGUUACAGUGGCAUUGUUGUUACAUAUAGCCAUUUUGUUUUUAAUGUAUCGAUGUGUUUUGAUUUUCAUAUUUUUAAUUAUAUGUAUGAUUUUUAAAUUUUUUUUCUUUGUAUGGGUAUCAUGUUUGUUUUGUUUGACUUUGUUUAAAUGAAGAAAUACUGCCAUAUUGUACAUGUACCUAUGUAAUAGAUCAGGCAGGUAAAAUAAAUUAGUUUCUUGUAAAGUACAGUGGUUCUUGGGCCGAAUGAGAAGACGUUUUGCUAUUUUAAGUGGAGAAAACUGAAAUUUUAAAAGAUGAACUAAAACAACAUAUAUACAAAUUGUACAGUUUUUUUUAUUACAUGACCCAGAUCAAAGAUGAAAGGGGGUGGGGGGAAAGAGAAGACCAUUGUUUUCUUCUCUCUGCUUUUAAUGGUCUGUUGUGGUUUCAGUCUUGGUCAUGUAUCCUCCCGUUAAGCCUUUGUCAAUUAAAUAAUGUUUGGGUAUCAGAAUGUCAUUAACAUACGUUAUCCACAGAGUGUUUCAAAGUUACAAUAUACAGAACGUACAUAGACCAGUCAAAAACUGUUAAUUGAUGACAUGCUUUAUCUUUCAGUCUGGCUCAGAUAGUCUGUACGAUUUGUCACUCCAUGCUAUUAUGCUUGACUGAGGAUUUUUUCAACUACUGUCACCAGAAUCCUAUUAAUGUUUGACUGGUCUAUUACAUUUCUGCAGAAUUUUCAUAUUUUGGAAAAAAAUAGAUUGGCAAAUACAUGUACAAACCAGCUUAAACCGGCUUGUAAGUGUUACACGAUAUUCAUUCAUUGUGCUUUUAUUGACUGAUUUUAAAUAUGAUACUUAUAAUACAUGUGUGAAGAACAUAAUUAUGUAUGUAUUGGUUUUUCUGUCAGACUGAUAAUGUAAAGGAAUGCUAUGUAAACUUUCAGAACAUACAAUUACAUCUUAGAAAAAAGUUGUAAAAAUUCUGUAUCAAAAGGGAUGGUAAUUUUAUUUGUUUUUCUCCAUUUCUUGCUUGUGAAAGUUAGAUCUUUUGGAUGUCUCUUUACUUCUUUACAGCAUGAUAAUAGCUCUUUAAUUUUAUGUUGUUGCUGCCGAAGAGAAAAAAUUUCAGCUACUGAGAAAAGCAAAUUUGUAAAUAUGUAACAAUGAUAUUACUGCAUUUUCUAUUUGUUGUUAUCAAUGAUGAAGAAUGUUAAUUAUUUGAAUAAAUGAAACAAAUAAU